AUGUUCGCUGCAAUUGAGUUUGAAAAAAAAGAAUGUGCUGUUGUUCCCCUAUGUUGGGUGAUCGAGGACCAAACUAUGUGCUAUUGGCCGAAACAGACAGGACUACAGGUUUUUACAAAAAUGGUCAAAACCAUGAUGCAGCCAAAAAAAUCAUGGAAUAAAUUCAAAAUUGUGGAAAUACUUAAUAUAUUUAAUACGUUCGAGGAAGCCACUUUGUUUUUAACAAAUAAAAUAGAAGAAAGCAGUAGUGCUUCUUCAGCCAACACUUUAGUUCACGAACUUCAAUUGAGGAAAAUAGAAGAAAGUAGUAGUGAUUCUGAAUUAGAUACUACCAUUAAAAACGAUAUUUCAAAAAUAAAUAAAAAAAGAAAAAGAGAUCAUGACAUUACUAAAGUAGCACCUUUAAAUGAGCAGACUAAAAUAUUACAAAAUUUUGUAAUUAAUGAAUUAAGUGAUUCGUCAUACAGUGAUGAUGAAGAACAACUCCCUCUAUUAAUAAGUAGAGAAGGACUAAUAUUAACUGAUUCUCCAUCCACGUCCACUGGGACAACCAGUUUUUCAUCUACCUUGACAAGCCCAGUCAAUGUUGUUGGACAAAGUUCAUUACCUGAAAAUCAAACCGAAUUGUACCUUAAAGAAAUUCUUAAAAUAGUUUCUCACAUAAAGGAAGUUCAGGAUCAAAAUACGAUUAGACUAGAUAAUAUUGAACGUAUCGAACGUUUAAAUUCCAUAGUGGAAAUUAAAAAACCAGAUAAUUUGCCAGAUUUACCUAUAAGUAAUAAAAAAAGUUUUAAGGAGUUGGAAGAGUUCCUUGAAAACGAUGAUAACAAACAGUAUAUGACACGACGUUUAGCAGCAAUAGGGGGGUCCAACAUAAGAAAUACAACUAUGAAUAUUUUAAAAUUUCUUUUAACUAAUCAAGUUGCAAUGAAAUAUAACUGGUCCGGAAGGGAUAAGAGAUCCUUCAAAAAUACAAAUAUGAUGAAGGUUAUUAAUGAUGCUGUUAAAAUGUCUUAUAAUGGAAGAGACCAAUUGGGAGUUUCAGAAUUUAAUAUAGCAAAUGCCAUAAAAGACUGGUUAAAGUUGGCAAAACAUAGAUUUAUCUAUAAAUCUCAUAAAACUUUACCUAACUAGCUAGUAGAGGUAUUUAUUUUUUAUAACUAAUUAUGUUUUGU
This is a messenger RNA of Brassicogethes aeneus, 1175 nucleotides long. Lineage: Eukaryota; Metazoa; Arthropoda; Insecta; Coleoptera; Nitidulidae. The record is from the annotation of a GenBank genome assembly.